Messenger RNA from Talaromyces amestolkiae, 426 nucleotides. RefSeq lists its product as uncharacterized. The record is from RefSeq and is a predicted model, not a curated record. Bases 1 to 426 code for a protein of 141 amino acids. The transcript has 2 exons. Gene Ontology annotation, molecular function: oxidoreductase activity. Lineage: Eukaryota; Fungi; Ascomycota; Eurotiomycetes; Eurotiales; Trichocomaceae.
AUGGCAGAACUACGCGAAGGCCAGCGCUUGAAAUACACCGUCACCCACCACCGUCAGCCUCACCUCACUCAUGAAGAAUUCAUGAAAUGGAUCGUCGACGAACAUCUCCCACUCGCCAUGCCCGUCUUCAAAAAGUACGGCGUUCUCGCGUACACUCUCUACGACMCCCCCGCCAGUAUGAACGAGCCCCUUAAGGAGGCCAUGAUCAAAGUUCGCCCUACUUGGGACUUUGCCGAUUAUGACUGCAUCAUUGAGUAUUUGAUGCCGAGCCCAGAGGCCAUGAUGAACAUGCAACAGGAUCCAGAGUGGCAGGCAUCAAUCAAGGAUCAGGAGAAAUGGGUUAAUGUCUCAAAGGCCUUGUUGACAGUGGGUUAUGCUGUUCCAUAUCUCACCGAGUCUGGGGAGGUUAUGAAUAUGACCAAGUAG